This is a messenger RNA of Rotaria sordida, 1083 nucleotides long. Lineage: Eukaryota; Metazoa; Rotifera; Eurotatoria; Philodinida; Philodinidae. The record is from the annotation of a GenBank genome assembly.
AUGUGGCAUAAUGUUGUUCGUCUUGGUCUUGUUCGAAUUUUUUAUCCAUCUUUAAUGAUAUUUGGUACAAUUGGAAAUAUAUUAUGUUUAAAAAUUCUUCUUCGUAAACGUUUUCGUCAUCAAUCAACAUGUCAAUAUUUAUGUAUACUUGCCGUUAUUGAUAUUCUUUUUAUUUAUAUGCGAUCAACACGUUUUUUAUAUCGACAUAUAUACAAUUUUGAACUACGUAAUACAUCAUUAUGGAUAUGUCGAACAUAUAUAUAUUUUUCAUCAACACUUUCACAUUUAGCAUCAUGGAUAUUAGUUAUUGUUAGUUUUGAUCGAUAUUUCAUUAUAAAAAACUUCUUUUCACACCGUCAUGUAGGUUGGCGUGUAAUUAAUUCAACAUGCGUACUUAUCUUAAUUGUAUCUAUUGUUAAUGUUCAUUAUUUUCAUAUCGUAGGAACUACAGUAUCAUUACCAUCUCAUAUGGUUCAAACAAAUAAAAAUAUUUCGAACGAAACGUAUGUUCAAACUAUCCGUUUCGUAUGUAUGGCACGUUCACCUUUUAAAGAAUUUUUUCGUUUAUACGUUCCAAUAUUUGAUUUACUCUUUGUUGCUAUAAUACCAUUUUGUCUUAUGACAUUUACGAAUAUUGGUAUAAUUCGUACAACAAUGCAAUCAAAUACGUUAUGUAUAUCACAAAGAAGACAAAAACGAAAUAAUCGUUUAACCAUUAUGUUAUUAUCUGUUAUAUUAGCGUUUAUGCUCUUAACAUGUCCAUCAGUUGUUUAUAUAUGUUUAAAUCGUUUGACAUCAUCAAGUACAGUUUCUAAUACAAAAUUAGUUAUUCUUGAUUUACUUGAAUCAUUAUGGUAUACAAAACAUGCACUUAAUUUUAUAUUAUAUACAUUAAGUGGACAAGAUUUUCGAAGAGAAUUUCUUAAAUUACUUCCAUGUUAUCGACGACAACCAUCAAAUUUAUUAAGUAAUCAACAAAAAGGUCACAGUAAUAGUAUAACUAUAGGUGUUAGUAUGUUUUCAAAUAAAUAUCAUUUUCGGCAAGUAAACAAUUAUUUUAACACUAAGAUGAAUGAAAAAUAA